AUCCUCCGGCCCUCUGAAUUCCUGCAUCCCCAUCCAGAAGUUGGGGUCCGGUUCCCGGCCACCCCAGGCAGGGCAGAAUGGCAGAAACGCUGGAAUUCAACGACAUCUACCAGGAGGUGAAAGGCUCCAUGAACGAUGGCCGCUUAAGGUUGAGCCGCCAGGGCAUCAUAUUCAAGAACAGCAAGACGGGCAAAGUGGACAAUGUCCAGGCUGGGGAGCUGACUGAGGGCGUCUGGCGACGGGUAGCUCUGGGCCACGGACUGAAACUGCUCACCAAGAACGGCCAUGUCUACAAGUAUGACGGCUUCCGAGAAUCGGAGUUUGAGAAACUUUCUGAUUUCUUCAAAACCCAUUACCGCCUGGAGCUCAUGGAGAAGGACCUCUGUGUGAAAGGCUGGAACUGGGGGACAGUGAAGUUUGGGGGGCAGCUGCUCUCCUUUGACAUCGGGGACCAGCCUGUCUUCGAGAUACCCCUCAGCAACGUGUCCCAGUGCACCACGGGCAAGAAUGAGGUGACGCUGGAGUUCCACCAGAAUGAUGAUGCAGAGGUGUCCCUCAUGGAGGUGCGCUUCUAUGUCCCUCCCACCCAGGAGGAUGGCGUGGACCCCGUCGAAGCCUUUGCCCAGAACGUGCUGUCGAAGGCAGACGUCAUCCAGGCCACUGGAGAUGCCAUCUGCAUCUUCCGGGAGCUGCAGUGCCUGACCCCACGUGGUCGCUACGACAUCCGCAUCUAUCCCACCUUUCUGCACCUGCACGGCAAGACCUUCGACUACAAGAUCCCCUACACCACGGUGCUGCGCCUCUUCCUGCUGCCCCACAAGGAUCAGCGCCAGAUGUUCUUCGUGAUCAGCCUGGACCCCCCGAUAAAGCAGGGCCAGACCCGCUACCACUUCCUCAUCCUGCUCUUCUCCAAGGAUGAGGACAUCUCCUUGACCCUCAACAUGAGCGAGGAGGAGGUGGAGAAGCGCUUUGAGGGGCGGCUCACCAAGAACAUGUCUGGGUCUCUCUACGAGAUGGUCAGCCGGGUUAUGAAGGCGCUCGUGAACCGCAAGAUCACGGUCCCCGGCAACUUCCAAGGGCACUCGGGGGCCCAGUGCAUCACCUGCUCCUACAAGGCCAGCUCAGGGCUGCUGUACCCGCUGGAGCGGGGCUUCAUCUACGUGCACAAGCCACCUGUGCACAUCCGCUUCGACGAGAUCUCCUUCGUCAAUUUUGCCCGCGGCACCACCACCACCCGCUCCUUUGACUUCGAGAUCGAGACCAAGCAGGGCACGCAGUAUACCUUCAGCAGCAUCGAGAGGGAGGAGUACGGAAAGCUCUUCGAUUUUGUCAAUGCGAAAAAGCUCAACAUCAAGAACCGAGGACUGAAAGAGGGCAUGAACCCAAGCUAUGACGAGUAUGCGGAUUCUGACGAGGACCAGCACGAUGCCUACCUGGAGCGCAUGAAGGAGGAGGGCAAGAUCCGGGAGGAGAAUGCCAACGACAGCAGCGACGACUCGGGCGAGGAGACGGAUGAGUCCUUCAACCCUGGGGAGGAGGAGGAGGACGUGGCUGAAGAGUUUGACAGCAACGCCUCGGCCAGCUCGUCUAGUAAUGAGGGUGACAGCGACCGGGAGGAGAAGAAGCGGAAACAGCUCAAAAGGGCCAAGAUGACCAAGGAUCGCAAGAGCCGAAAGAAGACUGUGGAGGCGAAGAAGGGCAAAGACCCUAAUGCCCCCAAGAGGCCGAUGUCUGCGUACAUGCUGUGGCUCAACGCCAGUCGGGAAAAGAUCAAGUCAGACCACCCCGGCAUCAGCAUCACGGACCUCUCCAAGAAGGCCGGCGAGAUCUGGAAAGGGAUGUCCAAGGAGAAGAAGGAGGAGUGGGACCGCAAGGCUGAGGACGCCAGGAGGGAGUACGAGAAAGCCAUGAAAGAGUAUGAGGGAGGCCGUGGUGAGUCUUCCAAGAGGGACAAGUCGAAGAAAAAGAAGAAAGUGAAAGCAAAGAUGGAUAAGAAAUCUACACCCUCUCGGGGUUCUUCGUCCAAAUCAUCAUCCAGACAGCUAAGUGAGAGCUUCAAGAGCAAGGAAUUUGUGUCCAGUGACGAGAGCUCUUCAGGCGAGAACAAAACCAAGAAGAAGAGGCGGCGCAGUGAGGACUCUGAAGAUGAGGAACUGGCCAGCACCCCUCCCAGCUCAGAGGACUCGGCAUCAGGAUCUGACGAAUAGAGAUGGAGGACCCUGCACCUGCCAUCACAGCACCAGGCUCCCACCCACAUCCUGGCAUCAGUCUGUCCUCCCACGAUGCGCGGUCUUUGGAUCACAUGCCCUCUGAGCGCGCUUCACGGGUGGCAUGCAUGUCACGGGGCCAGGGGCCGCUCCUUGUGAUUGGGAGAGAGUGGACAGUAGGCCAAGCAGCGCAGCAUCCUAGCCCUGGUCUGCCCCUGGCAGCUGCUGGUCCUGUGUUGUUGGUUUGGCAGGGUCAGGACGGGGGCAGGCCAGUGGCUACUUUGGGGCCUAUUUCUACUUUUAUUUUGUAUUUCUGGUCUAUGAAAUCAACAUUUAAUAAAGGAAUCUGACUUUGGAA
Cavia porcellus (domestic guinea pig) is the source of this 2565-nucleotide messenger RNA. It is a transcript of the gene Ssrp1, whose product is annotated as structure specific recognition protein 1. Gene Ontology annotation, cellular component: nucleus; FACT complex. The transcript is spliced from 16 exons. Lineage: Eukaryota; Metazoa; Chordata; Mammalia; Rodentia; Caviidae. Bases 78 to 2207 code for a protein of 709 amino acids. The record is from RefSeq and is a predicted model, not a curated record. Gene Ontology annotation, biological process: regulation of chromatin organization. Gene Ontology annotation, molecular function: histone binding; nucleosome binding; DNA binding.